Molecule: messenger RNA, 1851 nt
Organism: Pisolithus orientalis
Lineage: Eukaryota; Fungi; Basidiomycota; Agaricomycetes; Boletales; Pisolithaceae
Exons: 3
Coding region: 134-1783 (549 amino acids)
Source: RefSeq, a predicted model, not a curated record
AGGAUUGUGGGAAGAUGCACUGCAGGAUGCGAGCGAGGCGGUGAAAGCGGUCCCCUCCAGCCCUUGGGGCUAUGAAGCCAAGCACGUGGUGCUUCAUGGAGCGAAACGGUAUGACGAGGCGAUUGAUGCCUUCAUGACUAUGCUGCAAGUGAUCGAACGAUCCUAUGACCCUGCAAUCAGACAAUUGGGCAAGAUCUACGUUUCUCCAUCCGAGACAAUUGCAACUAUUGAUUCUGUUGUCGAUGGAAUCCUGGAAGACUGUCCCCUUGUUGUCAUCGAUGUCACCACUGGUCGCCUUUGUGACGGUCUCGAGCGGAUCCGUAUCUUCAAGGCUGGACCGAUUUUCAAAGAGCUCAUUUCAUCCAUGAUGAAAGAAGUGGACGACGAGCACAUCCUACGAGUGGUUGCAGGUUUUUUCGGAUACAUCAUGUUCUCACACGCAUGGCAGGGGAACGAGCCGUCAUUCCAGGAUGUCAACGCAGUCAAAACUGUGUGGGACCUUCCAGACACGCCCCUGAAUGAGAAGUUGCGAAGUUUUUGCAAGGAGGCACGCAAGCUGGGUCACUAUUGGGCUUGGUCGGAUACAUGUUGUAUCGACAAGUCCACGAGCUCCAUCCUUAAUCGAUCUCUCACAUCCAUGUACAAAUGGUAUGCGAAUUCAGCAGCCAUGCUUGUAUUCCUUGCCGGUGCAGCACACCCAUCCAAGCCCGGGGACCUUACGCGUAGUUUAUGGAUGACACGAGCAUGGACUUUGCAGGAGUUGCUCUCACCGAAAGUCAUCUUUUUCUAUGACUCCGAGUGGAAACCAUACCUCGGCGAUACUAGCGCAAACCACAAGGAAUCCCCAGUGAUUAUGCAAGAGCUUGCAGACGCUACCAAGAUUCCCCGCGGAACCAUUGUCACGUUCUCUCCGGACGACCUUGGCGUACGCGAGAAACUUCGUAUCGCUUCGUCGCGCAAUGCGACGGUCGAGGAAGACGUCGCAUACUCUUUCAUCGGCAUAUUCAAGUCCGAUAUCAGGCCAUACUAUGGCGAAGGAUCCGACGCUCUCGGACAUCUCCUAGAGGAAAUUGUGGCACGUUCCGGCGAGGUCGCCGUCCUCGCGUGGUCAGGAAAGUCGUCGUCGUACAACAGUUGUCUCCCGGAUUCCCUUUCCGUUUACAGUCAAACUCCUUACAGCCCUCCAUCACUCGAAGGAGAGGAAAUGGAAAGGUGCAUCAAGAAAUUACGUGACAAGUUGUCUCUGGAGGAAGCGCGGAGUAUACGUGAUAGGAUCAACCGUCUCCCCCCCGCCCGCUUUGCAACCCGACGUCUACACCUUCCAUGCAUCACCUUCUCUGUGAGAAGUCUCGAGAAGCCAUGCAGAGACGAUGAAAAGUUGUAUCGUGCUAGGGUAUCAGGACUUGGCCACGUGGAGUUCACAACUGCGGACCAUCCCUCGCUGAACGGGCCACAAAAAUUCGUCUUCGUGCAUCCGUGGCUCGAUCAUAUCCGACGCUCAGAUAGUGGGUUUACCUGGGGAGAUGACUCGGAGUCUGAUACUGACCGUGACUCGGAUGAAGUUGCACCGUUGCACGCUGUCUCCGCACCUCAGGUUGACAGCUAUACGCGGGUACUAGAGAUUAUUGCCCGCCUCGGACAGCCGUUCAACGCAUUGCUUCUCGCACAGCAGUCGAAUGGAACGUACAAGAGGGUCGCUACAGAGGACGAGAUUGUCGUCUCAGGACUCGGAACCAACAUCACCUCCAAUAGCAUUCGGGUGAAAGUGUUGGAAAUCCUUUGACGUCCGUGUGGGGUUUGGGCUCAGCUGCUGGUUGUUAAGUUGGAACUGUCUUUCAUCCUUCACUGGUC